Orbicella faveolata is the source of this 495-nucleotide messenger RNA. RefSeq lists its product as uncharacterized. The record is from RefSeq and is a predicted model, not a curated record. Gene Ontology annotation, molecular function: transmembrane receptor protein tyrosine kinase activity; ATP binding. Gene Ontology annotation, cellular component: signaling receptor complex; plasma membrane. NCBI's taxonomy places the organism in Eukaryota, Metazoa, Cnidaria, Anthozoa, Scleractinia, Merulinidae. Gene Ontology annotation, biological process: multicellular organism development; protein phosphorylation; positive regulation of kinase activity.
AUGGACGAGAUCUUUGCUGGUAAACUGGGUUAUGAAAGUGUGCAACUGAAAAGUAUCAGGUGUGGAAGUGUAAUUGUUGAUUUGGCCCUGAAGUUCAGUUCCACUGUGAGAGAAAACGAGGUUCUUUCUAUUCUUCGAGAUGCUGUAAAGAAUGGAAAGUUUGGAGAUCUUCGUGUGACGGCCAUAACAGGCACACGAGACACCGCGAUAACAACCACCAUGGCCACAACACCUACCAGCUCAUCUGAGAUUCAAGCGUGCGGGGAUUGUGCUUGCAGCUGCACCGUAUUGGGAGUUGUGAUCGGUCUCCUUGUUGUCAUAAUCAUUGCUCUUGUUGUCUACAUCUUAUGGCUUAGCAAGAAAGGGACUGAAACAAGGGAUAGAGUAAAUCGAGCGGCAUCUAAUGAGGAAAGAGGCAAAAUGCAUGUAGGUCUUUACGUAACAGAAAGUACAAGUAGUCAAUAUAAAGUAUUACAUGAGCAGCCUUUUACUUGA